Molecule: messenger RNA, 2229 nt
Organism: Penicillium macrosclerotiorum
Lineage: Eukaryota; Fungi; Ascomycota; Eurotiomycetes; Eurotiales; Aspergillaceae
Product: threonine/serine exporter family protein
Exons: 1
Coding region: 1-2229 (742 amino acids)
Biological process (GO): transmembrane transport
Molecular function (GO): transmembrane transporter activity
Source: RefSeq, a predicted model, not a curated record
AUGUCGAGCUACGACGAGAAAACACUUUCCCCUCCUCACCAGCCCUCCGUGGAGAGUUCGAUCUCCGAGAGUGCUGGUGAAGGACAGGGCGCCCAUCUGGAGGAAGAUCAACCCCAGUCCAAGACAUUGGACCGAGAGGAAUCGAAGGACAGACCGAGUGUCGCCUCUGUCCCGCAACGAUGGAGGACACUAAGCCAGCGUGUCCGCGCUGGCGCUGGCACCCUCGCGGAGCGGCUGGGUCGUCCGCAUGAGCGAGAGGCGGACGGGUUGGAUGCCAGUUACGACCCGGAGCUUUACGGCGCGACGGACGACCUGCGGAGUUUUGCUGCUCGUCAGGCGAAAGACGAAGAGCAGCGGAUGGGAGGAAUCGGGCAUGAUUCGCAGGCACAGCAUCUGUUGAGUCAGCUGGGGCUUCAUCACCGGCCACAGUCUCACCGACGAGAGACGGAACCGCUCUCAGGAGCCUCAACGCCAGGAGAAUACGCAUCCACGCCUCUCAAUGGAGGCCUUCUAUCGCAGCUGCUUCGCGUCUAUGCCAACAACUUGCCAUCAGCGAGCAGAGUGAGUGUUGUGUCUACAGCAUCCGACACCGAUCCCGAGACCGAAACACUGGCGCCAACCAUGCCCGGCACACCAGGCACGCCGGGUACCCUGAUGGGCUCGAUGACCCCCAAUACCAAGAAGGAGAAGCUCAAAUGGUACGCCAACAGCAAUGCCGGCAAGGUCAACAAGGCCAACCGACCCAAAUCCGGCCACCACUAUACAUCUUCCCUCAUCCAAGCUUCUAUGGAUAUGGGCCGAAUCGGUGUGCCUGGCGCAGAAGGACCGGCCCCCAUGAAUCAUAAAGAGCGAAAGAAGCAAAAGCGAAAGAGUUCGAAGAAUGUUCAGCUUACAGUGCACAUUGCCCACCUGCUCGCCCGCCAGCAGUAUAUAAUGCAACUCUGCCGAGCUUUGAUGAAGUACGGUGCUCCUACCCACCGGUUGGAAGAGUACAUGAUGAUGACCUCCAAUGUGUUGGAGGUCAAGGCUCAAUUUCUCUAUAUUCCGGGUUGUAUGUUCAUGUCGUUCGAUGACCCUCUCACUCGCACGGCCGAGGUCAAGAUUAUUCGUGUCAUCCAAGGCCUGGAUCUCUCCCGUCUCGCAGAGACCCAUAAUGUUUACAAAAAUGUCGUUCACGACGUGGUCGGUGUCGAACAGGCCACCCAAGACUUGGAUGAUAUUAUGCAGCGAAAGCCCCGCUAUAACCGUUGGAUCCUGGUUCUCCUGACCGGUCUGGCGAGUGUCGCUGUCGGCCCUUACUCGUUCUCGGCUCGCCCCGUUGACCUCCCCAUAAUCUUUUGUCUGGGCUGUCUGGUGGGCUUCAUGCAGCAUAUUCUCGCCCCGACCUCAGCCACAUACUCCAACGUCCUCGAGGUCUCGGCGGCCAUUCUGACUUCCUUCAUCGCACGUGCGUUCGGUAGUAUUAGACAUAACGGUGAACAUGUCUUCUGCUUUUCAGCCAUGGCUCAGUCCGCCAUUGCGAUGAUCCUGCCCGGUUUCGCUGUUCUCAGCAGUAGUCUGGAGUUACAAUCGCAUCAGAUGAAUGCUGGUUCAAUCCGAAUGGUCUUCACCAUCAUCUACUCCCUCUUCCUCGGGUACGGUGUGACUGUUGGCACGACGAUCUAUGGGUUAAUGGAUAGCAAUGCCACCGACCAGUCCACGUGCAGCACGAGUAGUUUCGGGACCUGGGGAAACGAGUAUAUCCAGCAUUUCCCAUUUGUCGCGCUAUUCUGUCUGUUUGCUGCUCUCAUCAAUCAAGCCAAGCCGAAGCAGCUCCCUGUCACGAUCUUCAUGGGUGUCUGUGGGUACGUGGCCAAUUAUUUCAGCACCAAGAGGCUCGGUUCCGGCGAGGUUGCCAACACGGUGGGCGCGUUCACCAUCGGUCUCUUGGCUAAUCUGUACAGUCGUCUGUGGCACGGCCACGCGGCUGCGGCGAUUAUCCCUGGUAUCUUCACGCUAGUGCCGUCCGGUCUUGCAUCGAGUGGUUCAAUCAUAUCCGGUCUGGCAUAUGCGGAAGAGGUGACCUCGGGCACGAUCAAUAGCACCAGCAGCUCAUCCUCUGGCAGCUCCCUGACCUCUCUAGGUUACGGAAUGAUCCAGACGGCCAUCGGUAUCUCCGUGGGUCUAUUUGUCGCUGCACUGAUUGUGUACCCACAUGGCAAGAAACGAAGUGGCAUUUUCAGUCUGUGA